UAAAAUGUCAAUGUUAUUUUAUUAUAAAACCUAUCCAAUUGGGCAAAAAUUGUGGGUUGCAACACUAAUUGUGAAUUUUCAUGGAAAAUAUAGAUUAACACUUGUUUAUUUAGCAAAUUUCGAAAUUUGUUAUUUGUGAGAAACUGGUGCAAGAAUCAAAGUAUCUGGAGAAAAAUACAAAACAAAUAUGUGUGAACUUUAAUGAUGUUAUUGAUAGUGUCUUCUUCAUGCCAAGCAAAAUUUUGACUUGAGCAAGUUCAGAUAGGUUAAUCUCUGAGAGUAUUAUUAUGAAAAUGUGGUGGUGUGUAAUUUGCUGACCAAGAAUAAAAACGUGCUACCAAAGCUAUUUACAAACAGAAACUGUUCAAACUUAAUAUUUAGUAGCAGUAUAUGUAUGACAGCCUGCUACCAAAAAACAAUUUGAAGUAUCACCCCUCUAAGGGGUAGUUUAUUCUUGACAAUUUCUGAUAAAAACGUGCUACCAAAACUAUUUACCGUCGAAAACUAUUAAAAAUCGAUAACUGAUGUUACUAUACAUAUAAGUGCUUGCUACCAAACAAUAAUUGAAAUAGCAACUAUUAAAGCAUACUCAAAUAUAGGAAACUACUGCCUGAAUGAAAACUUUAAUCAUCUAUAUUGAGAUCCAAAAGAUAUAGUUUUUCCGAAGCAACAUUUACCUACCUACCAUAGAUAAAAUACCAUAUAUUUUUCAAAAUAAAGAUUUCAUACCAAAACCAUCUUUGGAAGACGAUAGUGAAUUUCUCAAUACUAAAUAUACAGCUGCCAAAAUGAUAAUUCUAUAAGGCAGCGUAACUCUCGUACCCGAAGAGCAAGUUUUUGUAAUUUCCACAAUAAACAAUAAGAAACAUAUGGUGACUUUGUUUCCCCAAGAAACUUGUACCUGUAAGGGAAAGAGAAACUGCCACCACAUUGAGGCAGCCCGUCUGUCUGUUGAUAACAUAACUAAUUCUCAGAAAAAUGUAAAAUUAUCUACAAUCAUCAGGAGGAACAGAGGACACAAGUAGGUCAGGAAGAAAAAGAGCUCCCCAGAAGGUGACAGUGGUUGAAGCUGCUAAAGAUGCUGAAAUAAACUAUGCAAAUUCAGACAGUACUCUUGACACUACCAUCCUCAUUCCAACGGUAACACUAACGGGUGUUUCUAAAAAACGUUUUCUGGCUCCUUUCUCGUCGACUCCUUCAAAAUUUGUAAAACGUUUUUAUGAGAACAAAAUGAAUAUAUUUAGAGAAGCUUCUUCCAUCAGUCCCAUCCCAGAAGAACGAUCGAUGGAGAGGCAAACAUCUUUUUCCAGCGACGGUGACGAGGAAAUGGCUUCAGAUUUGAAUGUUACAAAAACAUUUAAAUUUGAGAAUAAUAAACAGUGCAUCAUCUAUGGUAGACAGAUAUAUCCUAAGAAUUUAGAAUGUCUUGUGAAAGAUGAAGGAGGUGUAAACUUCAAAGACCUUUAUUUGUCAGAUGUGAUAAUUGAUGUUUAUUUAGCUUUUCUAGUAAACGAAGAAAAGAUAAAAGCAUCGGUUGAUAUCUUUCCAGUGGAAGGAUAUUUAGUUAAUUUCUUAGAAUCAGAUAAUAAUAGUUUCAAGACUGCUGCAAAUUAUUUUCUAAAAUUUGGACUUUACGAGAAGGAUAUUUUAUUCAUUUCGGUUUGUAAAAAUGAACAUUUUGUUUUGAUAGUGGUGCUGAAAAAGUUCAAUACUAUACUAUGCUUAAAUAGUAUAAGAAGUAAUAUAGUAUAUCGCAAUGAAAUUUUCUUCGUCAUGGAAGUACUACAGUUCGUUCAUCAACAAAAGCACAUAAGUUUAUCCGAAAAUUGGAAUCUCUACCGGCCAACAGAUUUACCUGUUCAGUAUAACUCAUAUGACUGUGACAUCAUUACCGGAUCUUCCAAGGUUUUAGCAAACCAUCAAUCUCGAGAAAUCAACAAUUACAGAAUUCAUAUUAAAAAACAAUUGACUGAUUUAUUUUACACUACAACUUCAAAUUUCCGUACCUUUGCUUAUGAUAAAAAUAUAGUAGAGAAAGGUACAGCAGGCUUUAAAGGAAACAUUAUCAUAAAGGAAAACAACCAACUACCUCACCUAAGCGGAAAAUCUCUGAUGACAUCAUUACAAUUUCUACAGUCUGUAUCAGUUAAUUAUUGGAAUGAGGAUAUGGCCGGUUUCUGUCAUAUUGGUGCAGCUAAGUGUUUCAAUAUUUUUGAAGAGAUGAUCUUGUGUAUGAAAUGUUAUCAUUGGUACCACCACAACUGCAUAGGUCUUCAACAAAAGCCGAAACAACUUAUCUGUUCAACAUGCCAGGAUUCAUAAAUAUAAUUAGUUAGUUUUAAUACUCGCAUAACGAAUAAAAUACAUGUUAUACCAGGAAAUGUUAAUAUAUUAUAAAUUACGUACCAGAAAGUUUAUAUUGCGUUUAUUUUACUUCUUCAA
Molecule: messenger RNA, 2442 nt
Organism: Anthonomus grandis grandis
Lineage: Eukaryota; Metazoa; Arthropoda; Insecta; Coleoptera; Curculionidae
Exons: 2
Coding region: 1231-2322 (363 amino acids)
Biological process (GO): proteolysis
Molecular function (GO): cysteine-type peptidase activity
Source: RefSeq, a predicted model, not a curated record